Molecule: messenger RNA, 972 nt
Organism: Pseudomassariella vexata
Lineage: Eukaryota; Fungi; Ascomycota; Sordariomycetes; Amphisphaeriales; Pseudomassariaceae
Product: thiamine thiazole synthase
Exons: 2
Coding region: 1-972 (323 amino acids)
Biological process (GO): thiamine biosynthetic process
Source: RefSeq, a predicted model, not a curated record
AUGGCCCCUGCUGUGACUGUCGACGUGGUUGAGCCGGCCACCCUUCCUCACAAGGGCAGCGUUGCCAUUAGCAACGACAAGCUCAAUACCAAGACUGCAGAUGAUGUCGCUGAGGGGAAGUGGAAGGACUUUUCCUUCGACGCCAUUCGCGAGUCACAGGUGGCUCGUGCCAUGGCUCGCCGCUACUUCAACGACCUCGACAGGUAUGCCGAAUCAGACAUCGUCAUCGUCGGCGCCGGCUCUUGUGGUCUAAGCACUGCUUACACCUUGGCCAAGGCCCGCCCCGACUUGAAGAUUGCCAUCAUCGAGGCUAGCGUAUCGCCUGGCGGUGGAGCCUGGCUCGGUGGCCAGCUCUUUAGCGCCAUGGUGAUGCGCAAGCCCGCCAACAAAUUUCUAAUCGACAUCGGCGUCCCCUUUGAGGACGAGGGCCCUUACGUCGUCGUUAAGCACGCUGCGCUGUUCACCUCGACGCUCCUAUCCAAGGUGCUCGCCUUCCCCAACGUCAAGCUCUUCAACGCCACAUCGGUCGAGGAUCUCAUCACCCGCCGCGAUGAGAGUGCUCCCGGGGGGGUCCGCAUCGCGGGCGUGGUCACUAAUUGGACGCUCGUUGCUAUGCAUCAUGAGGAUCAGAGUUGCAUGGAUCCGAGUACUAUCAAUGCGCCAGUCAUUAUCAGCACCACGGGCCAUGAUGGGCCUUUCGGUGCGUUCAGUGUCAAGAGGCUGGUUAGUAUGCAGGCACUCGAGAGGCUUGGUGGUAUGCGGGGCUUGGACAUGAACACGGCUGAAGAUGCCAUUGUCAGGGGGACUCGUGAGAUCGUGCCUGGCUUGAUUGUUGGCGGGAUGGAACUGAGUGAAGUUGAUGGCGCCAAUAGGAUGGGUCCAACCUUUGGAGCGAUGGUCCUUUCUGGAAUGAAGGCUGCUGAGGAGGCACUCAGUGUUUUUGAAGAGCGCAAGAAGCAAAAUGCUGCCUAG